UAAUCAGUUGUGGGAAUGUGGCACUUGCACACACUCCAUGCUCACUUGCCUUUGUCUCAGUUUCACUCAUAAACCCAACCUUUUAGCCCCAACGCCACUCCUUCUUCGUGCUCGCGACCUCCUCCACUCACGAUGCGUACCACGCGAACCUCAACAUCGCCGCCCUCUCACGCGCCGGGAAAGCCGACGCCGCGCGCAAACUGUUCGACGAAAUGCCCAUAAAAGACGUCGUCACGUGGAACUCCAUGCUCUCCGCCUACUGGCAAAACGGCCUUCUCCAACACUCCAAAGCACUCUUCCACUCCAUGCCACUCCGCAACGUCGUUUCCUGGAACUCCAUCAUCGCCGCCUGCGUCCAAAACGACGACCUCCACGACGGGUUCCGCUACUUCGCCGCCGAGUCGUACAACGCCGUGAUCCGAACGUCGUGUCGUACACCGCGAUGGUGGAUGGAUACGCGAGGGUGGAGGGAGGGAUUGGGCGCGCGAGGGCGCUGUUCGAAGCGAUGCCUCGAAGGAACGCGGUGUCGCGGGUUGUGAUGAUUAAUGGUUUGGUGGAGAAUGGAUUGUGCGAGGAAUCGUGGGACGUGUUUGUGAGAAUGCCGCAGAAGAAUGAUGUUGCGAGGACCGCUAUGAUUACUGGGUUUUGUAAAGAAGGGAAGAUGGAAGACGCGAGGACUUUGUUUCAAGAGAUCGCGUUUCUUGGAAUAUAAUCAUAACGGGUUACGCCCAAAAUGGGAGAGGGGAAGAGGCACUGAAUUUGUUUCACAGAUGAUCAGGACCGGUAUGCAACCAGAUGACUUGACUUUUGUUUCAGUUUUCAUUGUCUGUGCAAGUCUUACAUCACUGGAAGAAGGAAGCAAGGCACAUGCUCUUGUAAUUAAGCAUGGCUUUGAUUCAGAUUUGUCAGUGUGUAAUGCCCUGAUUACUAUGCACAGCAAAUGUGGUGGAAUUGUUGAUUUCUGAGUUUACUAUCUGUGUGUUGUCAUGCUGGGAAGAUCGUGAAAGCAUGAAUCUAUUCAGUUUGAUGGUUCAUAAUUAUGGUAUUCCACCAAGGUCUGAACACUAUGCUUGCUUAGUUGAGGUGUUGAGUCGAGCAGGUCAGUUGCAGAGAGCUUGCAAAAUAAUCAAUGACAUGCCAUUCAAGGCAGAUUCCAGCAUCUGGGGUGCUGUGCUUGCAGCCUGUAGUGUUCAUUUAAACGUGGAAUUGGGGGAACUGGCAGCUAGAAUAAUUUUGAAUUUGGAUCCUUUUAAUCCGGAUGCCUAUGUUAUGCUGUCUAAUAUAUAUGCUGCUGCUGGCAAUUGGAAGCAUGCCCAUAGAAUCAGGGUUCUGAUGAAAGAGAAAGGAGUUAAGAAACAAACAGCUUACAGUUGGUUGCAGAUUGGAAACAAAACCCAUUGUUUCGUUGGAGGGGAUCCAUCACAUCCUAAUAUUAAUGAUAUUCAUGUUGCUUUAAGGAGAAUAACAUUACAUAUGAAGGUAAAAGGUAACUAUGAAGAAAUUUUCUUGUAAAAGGUUGCAAGUUAAGAUGGACAAGUCAUAGUAGCUCUAAUUUUUACAGAUAAAAAUCUGGGAAUGAGAAAUUUCAAGCCAAAUGUUCAAUUUAAGAAUUAAUAAUAGGGAGCUGGGAAGGUCUAAGGGAUGACAACAUUGGUAAAUUGAUGUCGUCCAUAUUUAGCUAGAGGAUUCUCUCUCACCAUAAUACCAUAAAUUAUAUUAUUUA
Molecule: messenger RNA, 1723 nt
Organism: Glycine soja
Lineage: Eukaryota; Viridiplantae; Streptophyta; Magnoliopsida; Fabales; Fabaceae
Exons: 2
Coding region: 38-712 (224 amino acids)
Molecular function (GO): protein binding
Source: RefSeq, a predicted model, not a curated record